This is a messenger RNA of Anguilla anguilla (European eel), 1228 nucleotides long. RefSeq lists its product as uncharacterized. Gene Ontology annotation, biological process: DNA integration; DNA transposition. NCBI's taxonomy places the organism in Eukaryota, Metazoa, Chordata, Actinopteri, Anguilliformes, Anguillidae. The coding region runs from base 200 to 895 and encodes 231 amino acids. Gene Ontology annotation, molecular function: DNA binding. The record is from RefSeq and is a predicted model, not a curated record. The transcript has 3 exons.
CACUGCUAGGUGCUUUCUACCCCGAAUAUAAAUAUAAUGAAGAAGAAGAACCGUGAACGAACUUCCGCUUUACCUCCCUAUUGGAUAAUUAUCCAGCUGUGUCUUGUGCAUCAUUUAUGUAUGCAUACAAUAGCUAACAAAAGGUGUAUAGUUUAUUCUAGCUGUGGUAUUUGCAUUUGGGGUUUUGUUGUCUCUUAACAUGAGGACCCGAGAAGUGUCGAUGCCAGUAAAGCAGGCCAUUAUUAAGCUGAAAAAUGAGAAAAAAUCGAUCAGAGACAUAGCCGAAACACUGGGUGUGUCAAAAUCAACUGUUUGGAACAUUAUUAAGAAGCAAGAACGCACAGGUCAGCUCAUCAACAGCAAAUCAUCUGGUAGGCCACGGAAGACGUCUGUGGUGGAUGACCAAAAAAUACUUUCAAUUGUCAAGAAAAAGCCCUUUUCAACUGCCGAACAGAUCAAGAACACUCUCCAGGAUGUAGGUGUAGAUGUGUCAAAGACUACCAUAAGGAGAAGACUACACCAGCAUAACUUCAGAUGGUUCACCUCAAGAUGCAAACCACUGGAUAAUAUGACCUCCCUCCCUCAGGACCAAAGUGGGAUGUCACUGCUCCAGGAGCAAGUUAGAAGAGAGAUCUUGCAGAGGAUGCAAACAAGGUUCAGCUCCAUCAUUGAUAGUGAAACGAUGGAUUUGGAGGACCUCCUAAAUGUGGCUCAACAAGAGCUUGCUCUGGCUACAGCGACAUCCCAUCACAUUAACAUCCCAGAGGAACUAGUCUGCAGUCUGCAGGAGCUGAUCUGCAGACUCAGCCAGUCCAUGCAAUCUGUUGCAGAGGCACCAGCUAAUCCCUCAGAUAUUGUAUCUGUUACUUCGAACCAUUCCCCUUCCCCUGAAUGAAUGUUUUCCAUCCCACCCCCUUUUAAGUCAGCCUAUGCUGAUUUGCCAACAUUCUGUCAAAUUAUGUCUACUAUUCAUAUAAUGUGCUUGUACUUGUAAAUGCAUAAACAAGUUUCUCAUAAAACAUUGUUUUUGUUAAUAGGAUGCCCUUUUUAUUAUUGUUCAUGGACAUUGUUUGGUCCCUUUUUUCAUUUUCUAUUUCAAGUGGCCAAUCACAGUGCUGCCCACCAGAGGUGGGACUUUAAAUGGAUGACUGUUUCCUGUUACUGAACACUGAUAUUGAUGAAGCCCUGAUGGGCAAAACGUCUGUUCAAUAAAUCAGACUUUCUUGAA